Perca fluviatilis (European perch) is the source of this 8443-nucleotide messenger RNA. It is a transcript of the gene dicer1, whose product is annotated as dicer 1, ribonuclease type III. NCBI's taxonomy places the organism in Eukaryota, Metazoa, Chordata, Actinopteri, Perciformes, Percidae. Gene Ontology annotation, biological process: pre-miRNA processing; apoptotic DNA fragmentation; siRNA processing. Gene Ontology annotation, cellular component: RISC complex; nucleus; cytoplasm. The record is from RefSeq and is a predicted model, not a curated record. Gene Ontology annotation, molecular function: ribonuclease III activity; RNA binding; deoxyribonuclease I activity. The transcript has 30 exons. Bases 395 to 6067 code for a protein of 1890 amino acids.
GUAGCAGAGGCCCGGGUGAAAGGAAGUGGUCCCACCGUGAACGAGUAGCCACCAAAUCGGGACAGCAAGAGUGAAUGGCAGUGGGGAUAUCCAACGAACGAUUUCAAGUCUUUAUAGCCCGUUCUAUCAAUUGAAAAAUAUACAUCAGAGCGGAGGCCCCAGCCACGAUCCCCGACACUUGGCAUUUGUGUCGAGGUCUGUUUCCCACUAAAUGUGGGGGAGCAUCUGGAGUUGAUUAAGAGAUAUUGUAUCAUGAAGCCCAGAUUAAGUGUUGUCUGCCCAUCCAGAAAGUCUCAGUUAUUGCCUUGAACUUCUGAAAAGAAGAAGGACGAUGAAAUGAGAUAAAGUGGACGACUGGAGGAGCCCAGCCCCCUCACCUCCACCUCUUUGAAGCAUGGCAGGCCUACAGCUUGUCACCCCUGCCACUUCACCCAUGGGGCCUUUCUUUGGUCUGCCAUGGCAGCAGGAGGCUAUCCAUGAUAACAUCUACACACCUAGGAAAUAUCAGGUAGAACUUCUUGAAGCAGCUCUUGAACAUAAUACUAUCGUCUGCUUGAAUACUGGCUCAGGGAAGACCUUUAUUGCAGUACUUCUAACGAAAGAGCUCUCCCACCAAAUCCGUGGACAUUACCAAGAAAAUGCGAAGAGGACUGUUUUUCUGGUGAACACAGUUGUGUCUGUAGUUCAGCAAGCAGCUGCAGUCAGGACUCACUCGGACCUCCAAGUGGGAGAGUACACAGAUCUGGAGGAGACCUCAGCAUGGACAGACCAGCGGUGGAGUCGAGAGAUCAUCGAGAAUCAGGUGCUGGUCAUGACUUGCCACAUAUUCCUGCACAUUCUGAGGAAGAAAAUCUUACCGUUGUCUAAAAUCAACUUGGUGGUUUUUGACGAUUGUCACCUGGCCAUCACAGACCACCCCUACUGUGAGAUAAUGAAGCUGUUUGAGGGCUGCUCAUGCAGUCCUCGUAUCCUGGGUCUCACAGCCUCCAUUCUGAAUGGAAAGUGUGACCCGUCAGAACUGGAGCACAAGAUCCAGAAUCUGGAGAGCAUCCUGAAGAGCAAUGCUGAAACUGCCACUGACCUUGUGGUCCUGGACAGAUACGCCUCUCAGCCAAGAGAAGUGGUGCUGGACUGCGGCCCCUACGUGGACAAGAGUGGCCUCUCUUCCUCUCUGCAGGUAGAGCUGGAUGAUGCUCUCCACUUCCUCAAUGACUGCAACGUAUCUUUUGCCAGAGAGGACCGUGAUCCCACGUACAUCUCCAAACAGGUCCUGAGUGACUGCCGGGCCGUGCUGCAGGUCCUGGGACCCUGGUGUGCGGACAAGGCCGCAGGCAUCAUGGUGCGGGAGCUCCAGAAGUACAUCAAACACGAGCAGGAGGAGCUCAACCGCAAGUUUCUGCUCUUCACCGACACCAUCCUGCGCAAAGUGCACGCCCUGUGCGAGGAGCACUUCUCGCCCGCCGCGCUGGACCUCAAGUUCGUCACCCCCAAGGUCCUGCGUCUGCUCGAGAUCCUGCACGAGUACAAGCCCUUCGAGCGCCAGCAGUUUGAAAGCGUGGAGUGGUACAACAACCGCAACCAGGACAACUACGUGUCCUGGAGCGACUCGGAGGACGAGGACGAGGACGAGGAGGUGGAGGCCAAAGAGAGGCCCGAAGCCAACUUCCCCUCGCCGUUCACCAACAUCCUGUGCGGGAUCAUCUUUGUGGAGAGGCGUUACACAGCCGUCGUCCUCAAUCGUCUGAUCAAAGAGGCGGGGAAGCAGGACCCAGAGCUGGCUUACAUCAGCAGCAACUUCAUCACCGGCCACAGCAUCGGCAAGAACCAGCCGCGGAACAAGCAGAUGGAGGUGGAGUUCAGGAAACAAGAAGAGGUUCUCCGCAAAUUCCGGGCUCAUGAAACCAACCUGCUGAUCGCCACCAGCAUCGUGGAGGAAGGCGUGGAUAUCCCAAAGUGUAACCUGGUGGUGCGGUUUGACCUGCCCACGGAGUACAGGUCCUACGUCCAGUCCAAAGGCAGGGCGCGAGCUCCCGUCUCCAACUACAUCAUGCUAGCUGACAGCGAGAGGACCAAAACCUUCGAAGAAGACCUCACUACCUACAAGGCCAUUGAGAAGAUCUUAAGGAACAAGUGCUCCAAGUCGGUGGAGGUGAGUGAGUUUGAAGUGGAGCAGGUCCUGGACGAUGACAACGUCCUCCCACCCUACGUGCUCCGAUCCGAGGAUGGCGGUCCCCGGGUCACCAUUAACACAGCCAUCGGACACAUUAACAGGUAUUGUGCCCGGCUGCCCAGUGAUCCGUUCACCCACUUAGCGCCCAAGUGUAAAACUGCAGAGAGGCAGGAUGACCGCUUCCAGUCAACGCUCUACUUGCCCAUCAACUCCCCUCUGCGAGUUCCUAUUAAGGGUCCUACGAUGAACUGUGCCAGACUGGCAGAGAAAGCAGUUGCACUAGUAUGCUGUGAGAAACUCCACAAGAUAGGUGAGCUGGACGAUCACCUGAUGCCGGUGGGAAAGGAGACGGUGAAGUACGAGGAGGAGCUGGACCUUCACGAUGAGGAGGAGACCAGCGUGCCAGGCCGCCCCGGCUCUACCAAACGGAGGCAGUGCUACCCUAAAGCCAUACCAGAGUGUCUGCGGGACAGUUACGCUGUACCGGAGCAGACGUACUACCUAUAUGUGGUUGGGAUGGUCCUCACCACCCCUCUCCCUGAUGAACUCAACUUCCGCAGGAGGAAGCUCUACCCACCGGAGGACACCACCAGGUGCUUCGGCAUCCUGACUGCCAAACCCAUACCUCGAAUCCCCCAUUUCCCGGUGUACACUCGCUCGGGCGAGGUGACCAUCUCCAUCGAGCUGCAGAAGUCGGGCUUCACGCUCACCACCGCCCAGCUGGACCUCAUCACCCGCCUGCACCAGUACAUCUUCUCCCACAUCCUCCGCCUGGAGAAACCUGCACUGGAGUUCAAGCCCACGCUGGCUGACUCGGCUUACUGCGUUCUACCUCUGAAUGUUGUUGGGGACUCCAGCACGCUAGAUAUGGACUUUGGGUUCAUGGAGGACAUAGAGAAGUCUGAGGCCCGCACUGGCAUUCCUACCACUCAGUACACCAAGCAGAACCCCUUCACCUUCAAGCUGGAGGACUACCAGGACGCUGUCAUCAUUCCAAGGUAUCGCAACUUUGACCAGCCUCAUCGCUUCUACGUCGCUGAUGUGUACACAGACCUGACCCCGCUUAGUAAGUUUCCUUCACCAGAGUACGAGACAUUCGCCGAGUACUACAAAACCAAGUACAACCUGGACCUGUCCAACCUGAACCAGCCGCUUCUGGACGUAGACCACACCUCCUCCAGACUCAACCUGUUAACCCCGCGGCACCUGAACCAGAAGGGCAAAGCCCUGCCGCUCAGCAGCGCGGAGAAGAGGAAGGCCAAGUGGGAGAGUCUGCAGAACAAGCAGAUCCUGGUUCCAGAGCUGUGUGCCAUCCACCCCAUCCCUGCUUCCCUGUGGAGGAAAGCAGUGUGUCUGCCCAGCAUCCUCUACCGCCUCCACUGCCUUCUGACCGCCGAGGAGCUCAGAGCCCAGACAGCCACUGAAGCUGGAGUGGGAGCCCAGACCCUUCCCCCUGACUUCAGGUAUCCAAACCUGGACUUUGGCUGGAAGAGAUCCAUCGACAGCAAAACGUUCAUCUCCUGUCCCGACUCUUGCAGUGAGGAUGGCGAGGGCGACUGCGAGCACCAAGAGCCUCUCACCCCUGAGCAGGGGCCCCUCGAUCCCGGAGAAGCCACAUGCACGGGGAACCUAACCAACGGCACUGCCGUCGUCACCGACUGUGACGACGACGGCCGCCAAGACGAGCACCUUCACCAACGUGACAAUUGCCAACGCUCCCAGCCCAGCUCCCCUGGGCUGCCGAGUCCCGAAUCAAUACAAACCACUACCUCAGUUCCUGCGCAGCCCUCUCACAGCUCAAAGAAGCCCAGCUCCAGUCCUCCACAGCCUAGCGAUGAAUGUACACCAGGGAGGCCCUCAGACCAUGCAAAUAAAGCUACCUCAGUCUGCAGCCGGGCAGCCACGGCUCCCAAUGCUCCCACAGCACCUUCUCCUCCUGAUCUGGACGCUGUCCCCCAGCACAGAGCCCAGACGGGAGACUCCCCCAAAAGCCUGGGGCCCAACCCGGGCCUCAUCCUGCAGGCCUUGACCCUAUCCAACGCCAGCGACGGUUUCAACCUGGAGCGGCUGGAGAUGCUCGGAGACUCUUUCCUCAAGCAUGCCAUCACCACAUACCUGUUCUGUACCUACCCCGACGCUCACGAGGGACGACUUAGCUACAUGCGCAGCAAGAAGGUGAGCAACUGUAACCUGUACCGGCUGGGGAAGAAGAAAGGGCUCCCCAGCAGGAUGGUGGUGUCCAUCUUCGACCCCCCUGUUAACUGGCUGCCCCCUGGCUACGUGGUCAACCAGGACAAGAGCAGCACAGACAAACUGGAUUCAGAGGAGGCCAAAGAGGAGCUUCUGGCCAACGGGCAGUCUGGAAACGACUCUGAUGAGGACGACGAGGAGGAGGGUGAGGAGGCGGAUGAGGACAGUGAGCUGAUGCUGAAGGAAGAGCCAAAGGAUGAAGUCAACAUGGAGGACGAUCUGGAGUAUUACAAGGAGCACAUCAAGUUCAUAGACAACAUGUUGUUGGGAUCCGGCGCGUUUGGUAAGAAGAUCUCCCUGAGCGGCUUCCCUCCCUCUCUCGCCCCGGCCGCCGCUUCCUCCCCCGCCAUGGAGUCUCCAUACGAAUGGAAGCCCCCCAAGAAGUCCCCCCAUCCCACCGCCGCCCACUACCCCGCGGAGCCGGCACCCAGCGGGCCCUCCGCCGAGGAGUUUGACUACAGCUCGUGGGACGCCAUGUGCUACCUGGAUCCCAGCAAGGCCGGGGAGGAGGACGACUUCGUGGUGGGCUUUUGGAAUCCGUCUGAGGAAAAUUGCGGCGCGGAGCUCGGCAAGCAGUCGAUCUCCUACGACCUGCACACGGAGCAGUGCAUCGCUGACAAGAGCAUUGCCGACUGCGUGGAGGCCCUGCUGGGCUGCUACUUGACCAGCUGUGGAGAGCGAGCGGCCCAGAUGUUUCUCUGCUCGCUGGGCCUCAAGGUGUUACCGUUGGAGAGGGGGGCCCUGACAGGAGCAGUGGUGCAGAGCUGUCGGAUCACCACCAUCGACCUGUGCUACGGCUGGCUGAAGAUCCCACCGCGCUGCCUGCUGGACCAUCCAGACGCAGAGCGAACUCUCAACCACCUCAUCUCUGGCUUCGAGAACUUUGAAAAAAAGAUCAACUACACGUUUCAGAACAAGGCUUACCUUCUGCAAGCCUUCACCCACGCUUCCUACCAUUACAACACCAUCACAGAUUGUUACCAGCGGCUGGAGUUCCUCGGCGAUGCAAUUCUAGACUACCUCAUAACAAAGCACCUUUAUGAAGACCCGCGGCAGCACUCUCCCGGCGUGCUGACCGACCUGCGCUCGGCACUCGUCAACAACACCAUCUUUGCCUCUCUGGCCGUCAAGUACGACUACCACAAGUACUUCAAGGCCAUCUCGCCCGAGCUUUUCCACGUCAUCGACGACUUUGUGCAGUUUCAGCUGGAGAAGAACGAGAUGCAAGGCAUGGACUCCGAACUGCGGCGCUCUGAAGAAGACGAGGAGAAGGAGGAGGACAUCGAGGUCCCUAAGGCCAUGGGGGACAUCUUUGAGUCGCUAGCCGGAGCAAUUUACAUGGACAGCAGGAUGUCACUGGAGACGGUGUGGCAAGUGUAUUAUCCCAUGAUGAGGCCACUUAUAGAGAAAUUCUCUGCCAAUGUGCCACGCUCUCCUGUGAGGGAGCUGCUGGAGAUGGAACCAGAAACUGCCAAGUUCAGCCCUGCAGAGAGAACGUACGACGGGAAGGUCCGGGUGACGGUGGAGGUCGUCGGUAAGGGCAAGUUUAAAGGAGUCGGCCGCAGCUACCGGAUCGCCAAGUCGGCGGCGGCGCGGCGAGCUCUGCGCAGCCUCAAAGCCAAUCAACCUCAGGUCCAAAACAACUGAGCUCCUUCCUUCCGAGCUCUCAGCAUUAGCACCUAAAGCUACUGACGCUAAUGGAGGGAAAAGAAGAAGAAGAAGAAAAAAAAAGCGACAUCGGGCUUCACAGCAGAGCGCGGCGCUCGCCUGCGACGGCACAACCAAGGCAGCCAGGGAACACGGUGUGGAGACGCAACAAGAGAAGCAGACUGAUCUCACAACAGAUUUCACAUCAGAUCUUUUUUUUAUUUUUUUUUAUUUUUUUGCGCAAACACAAUCUUUGCUUUCCCUCUCUGCUUUGUGUAAUCACAUGAGUGCUUUAUUAACGUUUAGCAAAGUAUAAAAAAAAAAAAAAAAAGGUCAGGUCGCAAUGUCUAUUCCUCACCGUUUUUUUUGGUUAACCUCUAUGUCGAUGAGAUGAGGCUUAUGCUUAUUGUGUAGUAUUAGAUUGUACAUAGUUCAAUCAAAAUUAUGUAGGAAGAUAUAAAAAAAAAAAAAAGAAAAGAAAAACUCCUCAGCCUGUGCACUAGUGCCAGUCAGUUUGAAAGCGUUUUUGAAAACGCUCAACGGCAGACAUGGCUAACAGAUACCACUGGAGCAAAAACCUGGUGGCACUUCUGUCUGAAAUCUGUCUUGAAAUGGUAUUCUUAAUCAUUUUUGCACUUAUUCCAUUAGGGUCUGUUACCUUGAGAAUUGUGUGGUCACAUUGACACCAAAAUCCUAUACGUAGCAAAGUAUAUAAAGAUAUAUAAAAAAAAAAAGUAAUAAUAAGAUACAUGGAUGAUAUUGUUGGCCUUCGAUGCUAAGGCUCACCCUCAUAUCCUGCGAAACGGAUAGGAAUUUCAACAUUCCCAGUUACUGUAAUUUAAAACUAGUUUUUAACCGCACUUGAGGUUGCAUGUUCUUGUAGUUUAUGUAUAAACCAUGACAACUGGAUUGCUUCUAUAAAUGUUCUAAAUCUAUGGAUAUAUCUAGCGUGCGAGAGCGAGAUUCCAUGUAAAAUGGCAUUAUCUUGACGAUUUGGUUUACCGUGUUUUGAUACCAGGAGUGGAUGGAAUUGAAUUAGUCAUUCUUGCGCACUAAAUGUCUUUCCACGGAGAAAAAAAUCAUCCAGUUUUGAUAUAACUAUGAGAGAGAGACAUAUCACGCGUUCAAUAUGCUGCAGACUUUUCUACAUUGGAUACUCGUGUCAAGGCUCCGAAUCGUUUUCGAACGCGGCCUUUUUGUUGGGAAAAGGCCGAUUCGUUUCAACACACUAGUGUUCCUCACAUCCCGUACCUACCAAAGCUAUACCAAGAUGUGACACUAUGAGGUUGAAGUCAAUUCCUACGGAUAAGGAUACCAGCCUUUUUGUUUUGUGUUUGUGUUUUCUGUUUCUGACAAAUUUCGCUUCUCGCUAAAUGUCCUUCCCCUCCCCCAAUCCCCUCCUCCUCCUCAAUAAGCCCUUUUUUUCACUUGAAUACCUCAGUUAAUUGCAUGCAUUUUCUUGUCUUUAUAUAUUUUGUUUUUCUUUUUUUUUCGUUUGGUGCUAUGUUUUUGUAUUAAGCUUGAAUUUCUCAUCUUUUUUUGCACUGUAACUAUAAUACCUCUUUUUUUUUUUCUUUUUUUUUAUUAUUAUUUUGGAAAUCUGUUUGAUUUGGUUGUCCCGUUCAUCAGCCAUCAAGCUGCAGAGGAGAGCUGCGUUGUCGUCUCUUCCCCCUCCCCCCCCAUCCCAUACUGGAGGUUGCAGGGGGAGAUGUAUUCUCUGCACAUAAGCCUAGCUUUUUUUUUUUCCACCCCUCAUUCACUAGCCAAUCAUUUCAUCAGUUGAGAAUCUGUUAAAUUCUGGGUAAAAACAGAGACUUGAUUUGAUUGAUCGGACAGGUAAAUGCUUGCAGAGGUAAUCAGAUUGCACUCUUAAACUUUGGAUUUCUCAGAGGGGGAAUAUUACUUGACUUAUUUCUUCAAAACUAUCCUCAUAAACAAGGGUCUGAAGAGACGCGCGCCCGUGUGGUUUCUAAACUGUGUAAAUAAUAGCUAUCUGAAAUCUAUUUCACACCCACAGGCACUUCUACCUCAAAAGACACUCAGUGUUCAUUUCUGGACAAGACUGCAAUUCAAUCCAGUGACUCUACUGUAGUCCCCGCUACACACCGUAUACUGUAACCCCGACGUCUACGUCACGCCUUUCACCGAGUCGGCGCUCCUUCCCCAGACAUCGGUGUCUCGCGUCUUUGAAUCGAGACAAACCUAACUCAGUGCCUUCUCCGCGGGAGAGCCGUGUCCGCAUUCGCCGGAUUUAAAUUCAUCCAUCCAUCCAAAUUUGACUUUGACACGUUUGUGCAGACUGAUCUCAUGAAGUGGCGUAUGUAUGACACGCCAGUCCGUAUGCCAUUUUGGCGUGUUAUCGAGACGCAUAAUCGC